UGCCCACACAAUGUGAUCUCUGACAGAGCACCUCCACACUGAGCGCUUUCUCUGGUCCCAGCCUCGGCCAGGACCAGCUGCAUCCCAUAAUACUUGGGAGCUCAACUUGUUCUUGCCUGCUGGGCUGCGCCAUUGUGUUCCUUGCUGGGUGUGGCUGCAUGAGUCUGAUGCUCCUCACUGCCAGUGCCUGCAGCUGGGGGGCUCUUGCUGCUGUCUCCCGGGUGGACUUUCGGUCCUGGAGACUUCUGCUUUGAAAUCGCACUUUCUGCCUCAUCUCUGUAGCAGCUCUGCUUUCAGUUUUAAUCCAUAUAAAUUAUUCAUCCAUAAACUAGCUGCCGAAGAGAAUCAGAUUUGUAAACGGUUGCAUCAUUUGAUCUCUAUCACAGUUUUUGAUGCUGUUAUAACAGGGACAGGAAAGAAGAGGGAAAAUGAUGUUUUUCAUCCAAAUUGAAGUUGAAUUCAUGAAAUGACAGAAUCGCAUUAGGAAGCAAUUGGAUUAAACUUCACUCCACGCUGCUGGGCCUCUUUUGGAUUGCUCCCGAUAGGAUGAGUCACUGCCAAGGUCUUGAGUGCUUCCCCCAGCCCCCAUGUUAAGCAGUAAAUUGCAAAAUCUCAAGUUAUGUGUUGUCUGCUGCUCUCCCAGACAAGAAAGAACUUGAUAUCUGUGUGUCUUGCAAAUCUCGCUCGCCCUCUUCUUUAUUUAGGUCUGAAAUAGAAGCACGUUGAAUUCAUCAGCUGCGCACUUGUCUGAUGCGGCUCUUGAAUGAUCCGAGGUUAGCGUGGAGCUGCUUUUUCUAGGCCUGCAGUUGGAGUGAUGGGGCUUCUGACUUUCCCGUGCAUUAUAUCCAGAAAUCACAGCCCAUUAAUGAGUUUUGGAGCCAGCUUUGUCAGUUUUUUGAAUGCCAUGAUGACAUUUGAGGAAGAAAAAAUGCAGUUGGCGUGUGAUGACUUAAAAACUACAGAAAAGCUGUGUGAAAGUGAAGAGGCUGGAGUGAUUGAAACAAUCAAGAAUAAAAUUAAAAAGAAUGUUGACGUCCGGAAAUCCGCCCCCUCCAUGGUUGACCGGCUUCAGAGGCAAAUCAUCAUAGCUGACUGUCAGGUGUACCUGGCUGUGCUUUCGUUUGUGAAACAAGAGCUGUCAGCGUACAUAAAAGGUGGGUGGAUCCUUAGGAAGGCCUGGAAGAUUUACAAUAAAUGCUAUCUGGACAUCAAUGCGCUCCAAGAGCUGCACCAGAAGAAGCUGGCUGAAGAGCCCUUGACCUCUGACGCUGCAAAUGAUAACCACAUUGUGACUGAAGGGGUGUCUGAGGAGUCUCUGAACAGACUGAAAGGUGCUGUGAGCUUUGGAUAUGGCCUUUUUCACCUUUGCAUAUCCAUGGUGCCCCCAAACCUGCUCAAAAUCAUCAACCUGCUGGGUUUUCCUGGAGACCGCCUACAGGGGCUUUCUUCACUGAUGUAUGCGAGCGAAAGUAAGGACAUGAAGGCCCCUUUAGCUACAUUAGCUCUGCUCUGGUACCACACCGUGGUGCGCCCUUUCUUUGCCUUGGAUGGCAGUGAUAACAAAGCCGGCCUGGAUGAAGCGAAGGAAAUUCUUCUCAAAAAAGAAGCUGCUUACCCAAAUUCUUCCCUCUUUAUGUUUUUCAAGGGACGGAUACAGCGAUUAGAGUGUCAGAUCAACAGUGCCUUGACUUCCUUCCAUACUGCUUUGGAACUGGCCGUGGACCAGAGGGAAAUUCAGCACGUCUGUCUCUAUGAAAUUGGGUGGUGCAGCAUGAUCGAGCUCAACUUCAAGGAUGCGUUCGAUUCCUUCGAGCGGCUGAAAAACGAGUCCCGGUGGUCGCAGUGCUAUUACGCCUAUUUGACAGCAGUGUGCCAGGGAGCCAGCGGUGACGUGGACGGCGCACAGGCCGUUUUUAAAGAAGUUCAGAAACUCUUCAAGAGGAAAAACAACCAGAUUGAACAGUUCUCAGUGAAGAAGGCAGAGCGAUUUCGGAAGCAAACCCCAACCCAAGCGCUGUGUGUGUUGGCGUCCAUUGAGGUGCUGUACCUGUGGAAGGCCCUUCCCAACUGUUCCCUCCCCAACCUGCAGAGGAUGAGUCAAGCUUGCCAUGAAGUGGAUGAUUCAUCUGUGGUUGGAUUAAAGUAUUUGCUGCUCGGUGCCAUACACAAGUGUCUAGGAAACUCAGAAGAUGCUCUUCAGUUCUUUCAGAGAGCUGUCAAAGAUGAAGUGUGUCGUCAGAAUAACUUGUAUGUUCAGCCAUAUGCUUGCUAUGAACUUGGCUGUCUUCUGCUGGACAGGCCAGAGACUGUAGGAAGAGGCAGAACUCUACUUCUGCAAGCAAAGGAAGAUUUCUCCGGCUAUGACUUUGAGAACAGACUGCACGUCCGCAUCCACGCUGCCCUGGCCUCCCUUCGGGAACUGGUUCCUCAGUGACAGACCCGGGGAGCCUGCUGUGUCCCUGCCCGCCCGGGCCCGCACCUGAAAAUAAAAGCAGAGGACAAAGCUCAUGUGAAAAUCGGCUUUUCUUCUGAGAGUCACCUGUGCCAGGGACACAUUUUCCCAGUUAAGCUGACAUGUUAAACAUCUCCUCUUUUAAACAUUUAGCUGAAAAGUGGCCAUGGCGAGGGUGAAGAGGAGGAUAAUAGCCACCCGGGGAGAAGGUUAAGUGACCUUGUUCAAGCAUUUUAGUUUUGUGACUUAUUAUUUUUUGAAAUAAAAUCAAACUAAGCGUCCUGCCUAUGAUCUUGCAGGGGCACCUCCCUGAAGCCCCUCUCGCGAGGGUGACAGUGACAGGUGCCUGAGAGAUGAGCAGCAUCGUGACAUUGCAUUUAUAUUGUGUUCUGAAAAAAAUAAAAGCGCUUCCUAGUGUUUUAAUUUACCCUCAGAAUAUUCCUGUGAAUCAGGCAGCGCAGCUAGUCCUAGCCCUCUCCCACAGACAGCAAAACUCAGGCACAGAAGGCGAAUGGACUCCAUUCACUGUCCCUCUGUUCCCAGCGACUAGAUAGCAGAUCUGACCGCCAACUGAAGAUUUUUUUAUUAUUAAAAAACAACCAUGUUACUAACUCAGAAUUUCAUGUUUUCCUUAUUAAAAGAACAAACACUCUCAGCUGACGUGUGUCAUCAAAGAUUCAUCUCUAGAUCCUCUGCAAAAUGUUCCCAAAGGAUAAACACUGUCUUUUCCCUUUGAAAGCAAACCAUGCAGGAAGUAAUAGAAGAAAAUGUUACAACCGAAAACCCAACUGUUUUGCUAGUGAUUGGAGAGCCUCAGCUACAGACACACGUUACUUAUGUUUUAGGGGUUGCCUGUUGUUUGUGAAAAUUGUCUAAUGACCAACUUUUGGAAAUCUUUUAACAGAUGACUUGGAAAAGUCACUCUCAAAUGAACGAAGGUUUUUGCCAUGAAAUGUUUGAUGGUGAAGCAUUGCUGGAUAUCAUUUUCUGCCCAGCUGAGGUUAUCAGAGAUUAUAAAAGGAGUUCAAUGUUAUUUUUUAAACACUUCAUUGCUGAUUGUUGUGGUCUUUUAAUUUACCUCUAAGGCCAGUCCUGCACACCUGUGGUUUUGAGGACUCUAAAUACCUCAGUCACGUUUAAGGAUCUUUGCCAUAAUUUGGCUCACAUUCAAGGUUGCAUUUUUUUUUUAAUUUCUGUUGAGCUAAAGGAUAGGUUUUAGAGUAUCAUUUACAUGCUUUUGGCUAAAGCACAAUCUCAUGUGAUGUUAAUAUUUUAAUAUUUCUUUUCAAAAUAAAACAUGAGGAAAGCA
Oryctolagus cuniculus (rabbit) is the source of this 3761-nucleotide messenger RNA. It is a transcript of the gene TTC39C, whose product is annotated as tetratricopeptide repeat domain 39C. Gene Ontology annotation, biological process: cilium assembly; otolith morphogenesis. The record is from RefSeq and is a predicted model, not a curated record. Gene Ontology annotation, molecular function: protein binding. Lineage: Eukaryota; Metazoa; Chordata; Mammalia; Lagomorpha; Leporidae.